Messenger RNA from Melopsittacus undulatus (budgerigar), 1803 nucleotides. RefSeq names its product solute carrier family 1 member 2 (gene SLC1A2). Gene Ontology annotation, cellular component: plasma membrane. Gene Ontology annotation, molecular function: neutral L-amino acid transmembrane transporter activity; glutamate:sodium symporter activity; L-glutamate transmembrane transporter activity. The transcript has 11 exons. Gene Ontology annotation, biological process: L-glutamate import across plasma membrane; L-aspartate transmembrane transport. The record is from RefSeq and is a predicted model, not a curated record. Lineage: Eukaryota; Metazoa; Chordata; Aves; Psittaciformes; Psittaculidae. Bases 19 to 1746 code for a protein of 575 amino acids.
AGGGGGACUUUCGGGACCAUGGCAUCGACGGAAGGUGCCAACAAUAUGCCUAAGCAAGUAGAAGUGCGGAUGCAUGAAAGUCAUUUAAAUCCCGUGGAGCACAGAUCCAGGAACAUAUGUGUUCAGUUCUGCCAGUCGCUCCAUAGGAAUCUGCUCCUGACUCUAACCGUCUUCGGUGUCAUCCUGGGUGCAGUCUGUGGGGGUCUUCUUCGUCUAGCAACUCCUAUUGACCCUGACAUCAUCAUGUUAAUAGCCUUCCCAGGAGAUAUACUUAUGAGGAUGCUAAAAAUGCUGAUCCUCCCUUUAAUUAUCUCCAGUUUAAUCACAGGACUGUCUGGUUUAGAUGCUAAAGCGAGUGGCCGAUUGGGUACAAGAGCCAUGGUCUACUACAUGUCCACCACUAUUAUUGCUGCUGUGCUGGGUGUGAUUUUGGUUUUAGCCAUCCAUCCAGGGAAUCCAAAACUCAGAAAACAGCUUGGUCAAGGGAAGAAGAACGAUGAAGUAUCUAGUCUGGAUGCUUUCUUGGAUCUGAUCCGAAACCUGUUCCCUGAAAAUUUAGUCCAAGCAUGCUUUCAGCAGAUCCAAACUGUCACCAAGAAAGUGCUGGUGCCACCACCCACAGAAGAAACGCCUAAUGUCACUGACUCUGCCUUUGCUCUGAUAAAUGAGACAGUGCGUGAAGCACCACCAGAAGCUCAGCUGGUCAUUAAGAAGGGACUUGAAUUUAAGGAUGGCAUGAAUGUCCUGGGUUUGAUAGGAUUCUUUAUUGCUUUUGGCAUUGCUAUGGGGAAGAUGGGAGAACAGGCCAAGAUGAUGGUGGAUUUCUUCAACAUCCUGAAUGAGAUUGUAAUGAAGUUGGUAACUAUGAUCAUGUGGUACUCUCCUUUGGGCAUUGCUUGCCUCAUUUGUGGAAAAAUAAUCGCAAUCAAGGACUUAGAAGUAGUUGCUAGACAACUUGGCAUGUACAUGGUCACUGUGAUUGUGGGUCUUCUCAUUCAUGGAGGGAUCUUCCUGCCUCUGCUCUACUUUGUGAUAACGAGGAAAAGCCCAUUUUCCUUCCUUGCUGGGAUUUUCCAGGCAUGGAUCACAGCACUAGGCACAGCUUCCAGUGCUGGAACAUUACCUGUCACAUUCCGGUGCCUUGAAGAAAACCUAGGCAUUGAUAAGCGUGUAACAAGGUUUGUUCUUCCGGUUGGAGCAACUAUUAACAUGGAUGGAACUGCCCUCUAUGAAGCUGUGGCUGCAAUCUUCAUAGCACAGAUGAAUGGAAUUGAGCUGGAUGGAGGCCAGAUAGUUACUGUGAGUUUGACUGCCACCCUUGCAAGUGUCGGAGCUGCCAGUAUUCCCAGCGCGGGACUUGUCACUAUGCUGCUGAUCCUUACUGCAGUGGGUCUCCCUACCCAGGACAUCAGUUUGCUUGUUGCUGUUGACUGGCUUUUGGACCGGAUGAGAACGUCAGUCAAUGUAGUGGGGGAUUCUUUUGGUGCUGGCAUUGUCUACCACCUUUCCAAGGCAGAACUUGACAACAUUGAUUCCCACCAUAAAGGUCACGAAGACAUUGAAAUGACCAAGACUCAGUCAAUCUAUGACGACAUGAAAAAUCAUAGGGAAAACAACUCAAACCAAUGUGUUUUUGCAGCUCACAACUCAGUCAUAGUAGAUGAGUGCAAGGUAACACUGGCAACCAAUGGCAAAUCUGCAGACUUCAGUAUUGUCGAAGAAGAGCCUUGGAAACGUGAAAACUGAAGGAAGAGAUUUCUAGCUCCAUCUUUAAUAAGCCCUGAAGCUGUCUUCUGACAAAAG